Messenger RNA from Helobdella robusta, 4477 nucleotides. RefSeq lists its product as hypothetical. Gene Ontology annotation, cellular component: plasma membrane. The record is from RefSeq and is a predicted model, not a curated record. Lineage: Eukaryota; Metazoa; Annelida; Clitellata; Rhynchobdellida; Glossiphoniidae. Gene Ontology annotation, molecular function: calcium ion binding; protein binding. The transcript has 37 exons. The annotation marks the transcript as partial.
GGAUGUCCGCGGGAAUGCACCUGCCAGUCAAACUUCUUCGACUGCAGCUACAGGGGACUGAGCAGGGUGCCUCGCGGGCUGCCACCCUACGUUGAGAAAUUAGACCUACAGGGAAACAACAUAACGAACAUCGGGCAUGGAGAUUUCAUUGGCCUCCAUUCGCUCAAAAACUUGUAUUUGAUGGACAACCAAAUCAUGACAGUUGAGAAAAAAAGUUUCGAUUCUUUGGUGUCUCUUGAAAAAAUGCGACUGAACCGAAACAAACUGACAACACUACCAGAAAACAUCUUUUCGCGGACAACCAAUCUUCAAAAAUUAGAUCUCAGUAACAACAUGCUGAGGGCGAUACCAAAAAAGCUGUUGAGGGGCGUGCAAGUAUUGAAACAUUUAAAUCUGGACAACAACGCCAUCUCGUGCAUUGGACACAACGCAUUCAAACAUCUCAAAACUUUGGAAGUCUUAACACUAAACAGGAACAACCUGACGACCCUGAAUGAAGAGAGUAUCUCACAAUUGCACAGCCUCAAAAUUAUAAGACUUGGUGACAAUGAGUGGAGGUGCGACUGCCGCCUGACCUGGAUGUCGGAGUGGUUGAGGUCUCACGUCUCCACGGCCCUCCUCACCAGGUGUCACCACCCACAGCAUCUCAAGAACGUCCAAGUCAUUGAUCUGCAACCAUCAGACUUCUAUUGUGACGGUUCGGAAGACCAUGCCAUGGACUGCAGCAAACAACCGCCCACCUGUCCCGAGGUUUGCUCGUGCACCAACAACGUCACCCACUGCCAGGAGAGGGGCCUACGUGGACUUCCCCAAAAUUUAGGGGGGGACAACAUUAUGGAGUUGCACUUGGAACAAAAUGUCAUAACAGAAAUCCCUUCAAAAGCAUUUAUUGCACUCAAAAAUGUUAUCAGACUGGAUUUUAGUAAGAACUCGAUUGUAAAGCUGAUGUCUGACUCCUUUGAAGGUCUCAACAGCCUGACCUCACUAUUGUUGAACGACAAUAAGAUAUCCAAUCUUCCAGUCGGUGUCUUCAAUGGUUUGAAAUCACUGCAGUUGCUAUUGUUGAACGGCAACAAGUUGAAAUGUUUGCGCGGAGAUACGUUUUCGAGGCUCGCCAAUCUCAAUCUGCUGCACACACGCACGCACACACACACACACGUACAAGUGGCACGUAGAGACAAACAGACAAACAAACAAAAAAAAAACAGACAUCUCGGGCGCAACCCGUUCGUAUGCGACUGCAGCAUGAAGUGGCUCUUCCUCUACCUUCACCUCCACCCCAUCGAGACCAGCAGGGCCAAGUGUUUCGGCCCCAAGAACAUGAGGAAGAAAGUGAUCUCCAAGAUUAACAAGGAUCACCUACACUGCCCAGGUUGUGGUGAUGAUGAUGAUGAUGCGAACGAGGAAUGCGUGCCCGACGACGAGUGUCCUGCUGAGUGCACGUGUCACCAUGGACACCAACACGGUGCUGCUGCUGCUGCCGGUGGUGGUGGUGGCGUUCAAGUGGACUGCAGUGCCAAAAAGUUGAAGGUCGUUCCCUGGAAAAUCCCAACAUCCACUGAAGAAUUGAAAUUAUCUGAUAAUUUGAUCGAGACCGUAAAAGUCGGAUGGUUCAACAAACUGAAAAAUCUGAAAAAAUUGGACCUGUGCAACAACAAGAUUCUGUUCAUCGAGGAGGAGGCAUUCGAAGGCCUCAACCAAUUAGAAGAGCUGCAACUGAACGACAACAGCAUUUCUUCACUCUCACCUACAACUUUCAAAGGACUCAAAAACCUCAAAACACUCAUGCUGAGGUCCAACAGGUUGAACUGCAUCAACAACCAGACGUACAGACCGCUCGUCAGCCUUCAGCAUUUGUCGUUCUACGGCAAUCAAAUUCGAUGCAUCGAGGAGGGUUCCUUCGACUACUUCAACAACUUCAUCACCAUUAACCUCCAGUCAAAUGAAUUGAAUUGCAACUGCCACAUUUCUUGGUUCCGUGAUUGGUUGGUCAAAAACAACAACAAACGUGUCCAAUUGGAGGUUCCAAGUUGUUUCUAUCCAGUCAGAUUCAAGGGAUUUCUUCUUAGCCAAUUAAAACCGGGAGAUUUCAAAUGCGAAGACGACAACAUAUGUGACAGAAGGAUGAUCUGCCCCGAACCCUGCAAGUGCCACGGGGGUGAGGUCAGGUGCUCCAGGGCCAACCUUUCCAGCUUCCCUGAGAACUUGCCCACCGAUGUUACUGAACUCUACAUGGAUGUAAACUCGAUCAGCGAACUACCAAGAGAUAUGAAUGACCUCAAGAAAUUGACAAGCUUAGAUUUGAGCAACAACAAAUUUGUAUCCCUGCCAGAGAACGCCUUUGCAAACCUGACGAAUCUCAACACAUUGAUUUUGAGUUACAACAAGUUGCAAUGUGUCCAAGAGACAACCUUCUCAAAACUGCACAAUCUUAGAGUCCUCUCCUUACACGGCAAUGACCUUUCCUCCAUUCCUUAUGGCUCCUUCAAGGACCUCCUGUCCCUCACUCAUUUAGCGUUGGGCGGGAACCCCUUGUAUUGCGACUGCAACUUGAAGUGGUUGUCUGAUUGGAUCAAGGAGGGGUACAAGGAGCCGGGCAUCGCCAGUUGUGUGGGGCCCGACGACAUGGCCAACAAACUGCUGCUCACCACACCUUCCUCCAAGUUUCAAUGCUACGAGAACGCAGACAACAGUGUGUUAGCGAAGUGUAACGCCUGCUACAGUGAGCCAUGUCUGAAUGGAGGAACCUGUCAGCCUGAGAAAAUUCACCAGUUUAAAUGCACCUGUCUGCCGGGCUACCACGGCGAGCUCUGCAGUGGAGUGGUUGACGCCUGCUUUGGCGAUCCAUGCAGUAACGGGGGGAGAUGCAUAUGCCUGGCCGGGUUUGAAGGGGAGUGGUGCGAGUUGAAUGUUGACGACUGCCAGCGACACAGCUGCCUCAACGACGCCACCUGCAUUGAUGGCGUUCUCGGAUACACUUGCCGCUGCUUGCCUGGCUAUUCAGGGGAUUACUGCGAGAGGAAGAUUGAGCACUGCACGGAAUCGAACCCGUGCAUGAAUGGUGGAAAGUGCCUGCCCAUCCAUGCGGGCAGCAGUUACAAAUGCCAAUGUGAACCGGGCUACACAGGAUUGAACUGUUCAGAAGACAUUGACGACUGCCUCUUCCACAUUUGCCAGAAUGGAGCCACGUGCGAAGAUGCUGUCAACUCGUACAAAUGCACGUGCAGUCCUGGCCACCAAGGGAGGUACUGUGAAGUGGCCUACAUCGCCAUGCGAGAUCAGCUGAUGCAGGGAGCCUGCAAACAACACGACUGCAAGAACGCUGGCCUCUGUCUGCCGCAACAACCACAACAACAACAACUAUCUUCAAACAACAACAACAACAUGGAGUAUAUCUGCAAAUGUGCGAAUGGUUUUGAGGGGAAGAAGUGCGAGAAGUUGACCAGUCUGACAUUCAUCGGGGAUGCCGAAUCGUUUGUGGCACUGCCUCCAAGCAUUCUUCUUCCAUUUCCUCCUCAUCAUCAUCUUCAUCAUCAUCAUCAACAACAACAAACUCAACAACACCAUCAUAACAAUCAACACCACCAGCACCACCAUGAACAACUGCGUCCGACCAGUAACAAUAUCACCUUGCAGCUAUCGACCGUCAGUUCAUCGGGGAUCUUGCUCUACCAAGGUCAAGGUGACGUCCACAUGGUGGUUGAAAUUUUCAUGGGCAGGGUGAGGGUGGGCUGGAAUGUGGGCAACAAUCCCACCUCAACCAUGUUCAGCUAUGAAACCAUCAGCGAUGGCAAGUUGCAUCAGUUGGAAAUAGUGACGCACGGCAAGAACCUGACGAUGUUGGUGGACGGAGGAGCUGGGAAGACGAUCAUGAACGAAGGAUCGAUGAACGAGUUGAAGCUGGAGAAUGAGUUAAUUUACGUUGGGGGCGUGGUUUCUGGAUUGAAGGAGGAGCUUAUGAAGAGGUGGCAGAUCAGAAGGACUGACAGUUUCACAGGCUGUUUGAAGAAGAUGAUCGUCAACAACCGACCGAUCGACUUCAGCCUCGUUCAUUCUCAGUUGAAAAUUCAGCCCGGCUGUUUCGAGACUGCCAGCCCUGCCUCGCCAUCGACCCGGUUGGACGGUCCCAGCAACAGUCGAGACCAUCAGUACGACUCACUCCACGACUCACUCCACCACAAUAAGAACAACAAAAUUAAUUACAGCCAACUAAACUUCAAGAAACACAACAACAUCAACAACAAAAACAACAACAACAAAAGCAAAUACAACAUAAACAAUAUUUAUAAUGAUGCAUGUUUCAAUGUGUCGUGCAAACACGGCAGAUGUUCAGCGUUGGACGCGGGAAGGUUCCAAUGCAUCUGCCAGCAAGGUUUCUCCGGACUCCUCUGCGAUGAAGUCGACCUUGACCCAAUUAAAGAUGGAUCACGUGACGAGGACGCCCUGAUGCCUCCGCCGACAAACGUGCCCCGCUUCG